UGUGUUGCAAGACCAACGUCAUCAUUCUGGAGAUCAUUCGCCUUCUCGAACAAGUGGUGUAUAUACGCUCCCAUGGUAAAAAUUAAGACAUAUUUUCUUCUAAUGAGCAAUUGUUAAUCGACAUGACAUCGCUAUGACAUUUUUACAUAGGAACUUAACUUUUCUUGGAUUGUGAUGCUAUUGCUGAAAAGUGUAAAUCCUAUAGACAUCGAGCGCAUAAUCCUGCAGGAGACAAAAAUUUCGCGUGACCAUUUAACCCCAGAGAUAGCACUUUACCUCAUAACGCCUGAUUGUCGACUUUUCAAUGAACCAGUUCCUUCAAUUGACUCCUCCAUAAUGUUUAAGACUGACCCCUUUUGGGCAUUUUAUUGGCCCGGUGGACAAGCAAUCAGUCGGUUUGUCCGUUUACAAUUUAUCUACAUCCUCGACAAUCCAUCGUUGAUAACUGGCAAGUCAGUACUAGAUGUGGGCAGUGGCUGUGGUGCAAGUACCGUUGCUGCAUUAAUGCAAAAAGCGAAAUAUGUUGUGGCAAAUGAUAUUGACGAAGUUGCUGGCUACGCUGCUGUACUGAACUCUCAAUUGAAUGACGUUGACUACACUCGUCUGCAUAUCUGUACGGAGAAUUUAACAGCGGCAGCGCCACAGUCAAUAAAAGAAGACGUAAUUUUGUUGGGAGAUGUAUUCUACGAUGAAGAAUUUGCAGCCGUUUUGCAGCCUUGGUUGAAGAGUCUUCGCAACGCGGGUAAGCAAAUACUCGUUGGUGAUCCAGGUCGGCAUAGCUUGACAGAGGACAGACGAUGCGAUAUGAGACAUGCAGCUAAAUAUGAAUUAACGGAAAGUGGAUGCAUUGAGAAUAAUGGUUUUAAGUUUGUUAAUGUUUGGGAACUGAAAUAAAAGUGGGAAAGAACUACUCGUAUUAAGGAAGAAAA
Messenger RNA from Rhagoletis pomonella (apple maggot), 929 nucleotides. Its product is annotated as electron transfer flavoprotein beta subunit lysine methyltransferase-like. NCBI's taxonomy places the organism in Eukaryota, Metazoa, Arthropoda, Insecta, Diptera, Tephritidae. The transcript has 5 exons. Gene Ontology annotation, biological process: peptidyl-lysine trimethylation. Gene Ontology annotation, cellular component: mitochondrial matrix. The record is from RefSeq and is a predicted model, not a curated record. Bases 175 to 894 code for a protein of 239 amino acids. Gene Ontology annotation, molecular function: protein-lysine N-methyltransferase activity.